UUCCAUUGCCGAGCCAAAAGAUGAAGAAAUUAGAGAGAGAAAGAGAAAGAGAGAGAUUCUUCUUCGUCGUCUUCCUCAAUUCGAAAUCAUCGUCAUCAUCAACAAAUUGAACUGCAGCAUUUGAUUCAAAUUCCAAAAAUUAGGAUGUUGAAUUGAGUCGCUUCAUUCAACAUUCCUAAUUUUCACUUUUUGAUUUCAAAAUCCCUAACAAUCAUACUUUAGGUUAUAUGGCUACCAGAGGUACCAGAUCUGAAAAGGUCAAAAGAAUCUUCCACCAUUUCGAUCUCAACAGAGAUGGCGGUCUCAACAGGGAAGAAAUGUCAGCUCUCGUCGUCGCUGUCAAUCCUCGCGUCAAGUUCAGCGACGAACAAAUCAACGCGAUUCUCGACGAGGUAUUUCGAACCUACGGCGAUUUCAUCGACAACGAACGCGGUCUCACCUUCGACGGAUUAUUACGCACUUACGACGACGGCGCCGGAGACGUCGAUCGUGAUUUCGACGCUCUAGGGAUCGAGUUGAAACCGAUGAUGAUUGACAACGAUUUAACGGAGGAAGCCGCGUCUUCGUCUUCGAUGGUUGACGAUAGGGUUAACGAACCUCACAAGAAUCAAAGAACAGCAGCUUGGGCAUCUUCGCCUAACCACGGUAUAAUCUUCGAUGAAACAUGGAAACUUGUUGACGAUUUGGAGAUUCUGAUUAAGAAAUUGAAAUCGAAGCAAGCUAAGGAUGGAAAAUCAAGAGGAGAUAACUCAGAUGCGUAUUCUGAUCCUGGAUGGUCAAGAGAAUUCGGUCCUUCAGUAGAACUGUCAGAUAGAAUGGUGUUCUGGGAUGAAUCUAGCCACGAAUAUACCGUCUUCGUUAAGGAAUUGAACAGUUUAAGAACAAGAGCAGAUGGAUCUAGGUCUAGAGAAGAAGCAUUCGACGGGCAAAUAGCAAUCGGAAGAGAUUUAUACGAUCAUCAAUUAUACAAAGAAGCUUUGGUUAGCUUCAAGAGAGCUCGAGAUCUACAGCCAACCGAUGUAAGACCACAUUUCAGAACAGGAAAUUGUCUUUACGUUCUAGGGCAGCACAGUGAAGCUGAAACAGAGUUUCGAGCAGCACUUGAAGCAGCUGAGAUUGGUGGAAAUCAAUGGUCUUAUUUACUUCCACAGAUUCAUGUUAACCUUGGAAUUGCGCUUGAAGGUGAAGGUAUGGUGAUUAGUGCUUGUGAACAUUAUAGAGAAGCUGCAAUUCUAUGCCCAACUCAUUUUCGAGCUUUGAAACUAUUGGGUAGUGCUCUAUUUGGUGUAGGAGAAUAUAAAGCUGCCAUUAGGGCUUUAGAAGAAGCCAUUUAUCUUAAAAACGAUUAUGCAGAUGCUCAUUGUGAUUUAGCUUCUUCCUUACAUGCCAUUGUUGAUGAUGAUAACGCAAUUAAGGAGUUUCAAAAAGCUAUUGAUCUCAAACCAGGUCAUGUUGAUGCUUUGUAUAACUUGGGUGGACUCUAUAUGGAUAUGGGUCGUUACCAACGAGCUUCCGAGAUGUACACUCGGGUUUUAACUGUUUCCCCAAACCAUUGGCGGGCGCAGCUUAACAAAGCGGUGUCCCUAUUAGGUGCGGGUGAAAAUGAGGACGCGAAGAAAUCUAUGAAGGAAGCUUUGAAAAUGACUAACCGGGUUGAAUUACACGACGCCAUGUCGCAUUUGAAGCAACUUCAAAAGAAGAACGUUGUUGAAGCUUAUAUCGAGGUUGAACCGUCGCGAUUCAAGAUUUUCAACGAGAAAACUACUUCGAGGCGAGAUUUGGGAAUUGCGAUUGAUAUUAGGCGUUUUCAGAGGAUAACCAGGUUAAACCGAUGUAAUGUUGAGUUGUUGAGGAAGGAGAUGAGCGACGAGCAGGUCCCGUUGUCGUACUCGGGUAGUGGAGCUCCGCAGAGGUCGAUUAGGAAGGCUUCACUCGAAGUGAUUCUCCGGAGAUUGUUGGGUUUUUUGAAACCUGAAACUUUUGUUGGAGCAGUGAAAGCGAUAAACCAAAAGAUUCUAUCGGUUCUCGAGGACUCUGAGUCGGGGAGAUUGGAUCUCGGGAUGUUUCUAGCUAUCAUCGCCCCGAUUUGCGACGGCCCUCCCAACGUUCGGAAGCGGGUGGCUUACGAUGCCCUCUUAUGGCGUCCGGUGAACCAAGGUUCCUCGGAGGUCAAAAGAGUGGACAUAUGUAAAUUCAUAAAUUUGUUGAGAGCUAUUUACGUUCCUGAAGAAUCCGUUCCUCUGGAUGAUGAAGUUGUCAUCGAUGGGGAGACGUCGGUUUCGUUUAUUCAAUUUUCGGCAUUGUUCGAUGACGCGGAGAGGGGUUUCGGGGUCAUGCCGUGCUUGGUUAAACUUGAACAAGGGGAUAGACAGCGACAUGGAAAUCGUACUUGUGUGGUGUGUCGAUACCCUAUUAUUGGGUCCCGAUUUAGGGAAAUGAAAUCGCGUUUUAAUUUGUGUGGGCAAUGCUAUAGCGAAGGGAAAGUGCCUCCUGUUUUCAAGCAAGAAGAAUAUAGAUUCAAGGAGUAUACGAGCCAGGGUGAAGCUAUGAAAGACAAAUUCACUUGGCUCGGGUUGCAUUCCAAAAACCCGAAUCCACCAAACGAGUAAAAACCGCGAAAGUUUGUUGAUUCGAUGAUCGUUUUCCGUGUGAAAGUUAGUUGUAGUAAGAAUUCAUAGUUGUGAAUUUAGUGUUUUUGGUUUUGUUAGUUAGUAUGAUCUUGUUUGUUCUUUAGUUGUCUUUUUGUAUUGUACAUGUGGUAGGAUUUGUUUUUUUUAUUGUUCUUUCUACUUUGUU
This is a messenger RNA of Impatiens glandulifera, 2796 nucleotides long. RefSeq lists its product as uncharacterized. Gene Ontology annotation, cellular component: plasma membrane. NCBI's taxonomy places the organism in Eukaryota, Viridiplantae, Streptophyta, Magnoliopsida, Ericales, Balsaminaceae. The transcript has a single exon. Gene Ontology annotation, molecular function: calcium ion binding; protein binding. The record is from RefSeq and is a predicted model, not a curated record. The coding region runs from base 228 to 2609 and encodes 793 amino acids.